This is a messenger RNA of Ustilaginoidea virens, 183 nucleotides long. RefSeq lists its product as uncharacterized. The record is from RefSeq and is a predicted model, not a curated record. Lineage: Eukaryota; Fungi; Ascomycota; Sordariomycetes; Hypocreales; Clavicipitaceae. Bases 1 to 183 code for a protein of 60 amino acids. The transcript has 2 exons.
AUGGCUGCCAACGGGAAACUGAACCGCUGGCUGAAGAUUGGUCAUGGCCUUGUUUCGGUCCGCCUCCAGGAGCCCACAAUGGCCGUCAGAAUGGGCGGCAUCAUGAUUUCUCAAUGGCCCUUUGCCACACCUUGCCAGCUCUUGAGCCUCUUCUUCUCGCUACCGGGGCCCCAGUCAAUGUGA